Telopea speciosissima is the source of this 347-nucleotide messenger RNA. Its product is annotated as transcription factor PRE6-like. Lineage: Eukaryota; Viridiplantae; Streptophyta; Magnoliopsida; Proteales; Proteaceae. The transcript has 2 exons. Gene Ontology annotation, molecular function: protein dimerization activity. The coding region runs from base 30 to 311 and encodes 93 amino acids. The record is from RefSeq and is a predicted model, not a curated record. Gene Ontology annotation, biological process: regulation of DNA-templated transcription; regulation of growth.
ACAUUUUGUCGUUUCUGACAGUCUUGAAGAUGUCUAGCAGAAGGUCUCGUUCAAGGCAGUCAUCAGGGAGUUCCAGGAUCACAGAUGAUCAGAUCAACGAUCUUGUUUCCAAGUUACAGCAACUUCUACCAGAACUUCGUGAGAGGCAUUCAGACAAGGUAUCGGCAGCUAAGGUGCUACAAGAGACGUGCAACUAUAUUAGGAACUUACACAGAGAAGUGGACGAUCUGACCGAGCGACUAUCUGAGCUAUUGGCCAAUACAGACACCAGUAGUGCCCAAGCAGCCAUAAUUAGGAGUUUACUUAUGUAAUGGAGAGAGAGAUUUGGAGAGAGAGAUUAGUUAGAA